AUGAAGACAAAACAUGAAAGUGAAUAUGAAGAAUGGUUAGCUAAGAAAAAUGUUAAUCUUGAUACAAAACAACGAAAUAUUGAUGAUAUGAUAAAGCAAAAAACAAGUAAAUAUUUAUCAAUUAAUCCAAGACAAGUUAAAUUAACUGAAUCAAUAAUAAAAGAUUUAAUAAUUGAAUGUGGUAUACCAUUAUCAUUAGUAGAACAAAAUGGUUUUAAAAAUUUCAUGGAAAUAGUUGAUCCAAUGUAUUCACUUUUAAGUCGUCGACAAAUAACUCGUGAUAAACUUCCAAAAUUACAUGAUAAUAUGAUUACGAAAUUAAAAGUAUUAUGUAAUAAUGUUGAACAUGUAUCAGUUACAUUAGAUUUAUGGAGUGAUAGACGUUUACGUUCUUAUAUCGGUAUUACUUUACAUACAUUUGUUGAUGGUGAAUUAAGAUCAUAUUUAUUGUCAUUUGCACCAUUAAAAGGUCGCCAUACAGCUGAUGUUUUACUGGCUGAAUUUGAAAAAGUAAUUAACUAUUAUCGUAUUGAAAAGAAAUUAGUACGUUUAAUUACCGAUAAUGCAGCUAAUAAUAUAAAAGCAUUUGAUAAUAUUUUACUUCCAGGAUUUGAAACAUAUUUUGAAAAUGAUGGUCGUAACAAUGAUGAUGAAUCAUUACAAGAUAAUGAUGAUGAUUCUAAUGAUCAUUUUGAAUUAGUAUCGUUAGAUGAUGAUAUUGUUCAAUGUUUAAAAAAAUUAGAAAAUUUAUCAACAACAAUACCACGUGCAACAAAAUGUAGUUGGAAUACUCAGUUUUUGACCGUUGCUGCUGUUUUGAAUAUUUCAUUAAAGACACUUAAUGAUAUUUUAACUGAAUUAGGUAAAAAAGAAUUAUGUUUAACAGAAAAAAAUAAAGAAAUUUUCGAUGAAUUUAUGGCAUUGCUGUACUUAUUUAAUGAAGCAACAGUUUUAACUCAAGCUGACCAAACAGUUACAAUUAGUAUUGUUGGACCAAUUCUUCUUAAUAUAUUAAGUGAUCUUGAAUUUGAAAGAACAAAAUCUGAACGUACAUCUUUAUUAUGUGAUACUCUCAUUUCUUCAUUAAAAACACGUUUUGGUGGUUUUUAUAAACAUUUAAAUAUUAACACAGAUAAUUGUACAGUAAAGAUAAAUACAAAUGCUAAUACAUCGUUUUUAUAUGCUGAUUCAAUUUUUUUGAUAAGUCCAGUUUUGGAUGGACGUUUUAAAUUUCAAUGGAUCAAUGAUUGUGCUUUAUCAUCUGAUUUAACAAAAAACAACAUUAUUUCGACAAUUAAACAAUAUAUUAUUGAUGCUUGUAUAAAACUUAAUUCAAAAGAUAACAUUGCCGCUGCCGAUGUUCAGAUCAUAUCUGAAGAAUCUAGCAGCAAUAAUACAAAUAUAACAUUUUCUGAUAAAGAAAAUAAAAAAUGUUUAUUUCCAACAUUAAAAAUUGGUUCAUUCAAAAAAGCAAAACUUGAUAAUUCAACACCACCAUCAGUUGUACAAGAACUUGAUUGUUUUCUCAGGAGAAAAAUUUAA
Rotaria sp. Silwood1 is the source of this 1542-nucleotide messenger RNA. Lineage: Eukaryota; Metazoa; Rotifera; Eurotatoria; Philodinida; Philodinidae. The record is from the annotation of a GenBank genome assembly.